AUGGCAGAAUUGAUAAAUAAGAUUCCUGCUCAGAAGACAGGUCCUGAGUUCCUUGCAGCUUCUCAUUUUACAAUCAGCCACGAAGAUCGCUGGGCACCACAUAAAGACUCACAUGUGUACAAAAGCACAUUCAAGAAAGAUUACCCACCCCUCCCUCUGACAAAAAGAGAGCGCAUUCCUUCUCCUCCUCCAGCAGUAAUCAUGCACAAAGAUGGUCGCUACAAUGACAAGUGUUCCAUGACUCGGGGACACUUUGUUGAGAAGUCUCUUGGAGAGCGGAAUCAAGAAAACUCCACUUAUGCCUUGACGAAGACAAAUUUCAAGAUGGAUUCUGACAGCCAGCUGAAAUCAUUCCAGACAACACACAAGGAAUAUUAUCCUGUUCGACCUCUUAAGGAGGCCAGGAACCCUGCUGCUACAGGAAAAAGUGACUGGAUGCGAAGUUACAUUCCACAAGGUGUGUUGGUAGAAAUAGUAACGAGUAUUGAGUUUCAAAUAAGUGUAUUGGCAUGAGUUUCAUAAAUAUAAUAAUUACAUGGCUGAAUCAAGUGAAUUAAUCCUGCUUUCUGAUUGGCUACUGGAGAGGGCAGCCUGCUUGGGAUUACCUGCAUUAGUCCCACAAGAAAAGUUCUCUUUUUUGGCCUCAUAAUAAAUCCUUUCUUGACAUUUCAACCAAGCUGAUUUGGUCAAGAUGGCUGAAUAUUGGCCUCCUUUUCAUCUCAGUCAAUAAAAACACAAAAAGAACUUGGCCAAUAUCCAGCCAUCUUAACUUCACGCUUGGUCAAUAAUGCCUGAAACACUGUCAUCUCCCUCCUCAUGCCUACAACAAGUAUGCUAUACACUCUACACAUACUUUACAACUUCUCCCUUAAGUAUCCCUUCAAGAAUUUAUACCCUAGACAGUCAUUAAGAGGCGGGGGCCAGGGAUUUCCCCUUGCUACUACGAACAUGGCCACUACCUACUUUCAAAGGAAAAGAGAAGAAAAAUAGAGCCAAAAGAAACCCUUAGCUAUUUGAUUUCCUGCCUACUUUUUUUGUAUUUACCCAGCAACUAAAAAUCUUAGUGACAACCCUGCAUACCUAAAGCCAUAACCUUUUUGCAAUGCUAUCAACAAUUAACAUUUGGGGUUGCAGCUUAGAGUGGAUGAGGUUAAAGGGUAACAGAUUUUUACGUGGCGCCAUCCCCUGUUUGUUACUAGUCAUCAUCAUCAUCAUCAUCAUCACCAUCAUCAUUGGCCCACUGCUCUGAAGAUUGACACCACUAUUUUGUCUAGCCACUGAGUCGUAUUUGCCAUUGAUCUCCUAAAUUCGUCAAAAUAAAAAGGGGGUAUCUCUUGAGAUUGUCAAGAUAGCUGGGGGUUUGUUUUCUUUAUAUUUAUUUUUGGUCUUGGGUAAUCUCCAGAAAAAGUUCAUUAUCACCCAGUUUUAUUACCCUGAAGCAGUGGCCCUCAGAAAACUCUCCUUUGUGCCACAAAAGAAAAACCAUAGCUCUCAUAGCGAUUCUGUUGCAUUAUAUUGAUGUCUUUGAGACCACGAGAACUAUCAGAAACAGAGGUGUCCACAUUCUCUACACCAAAACGGGUUCAACUGUACAAACAAUGUAAAACUACACACUGCAAGUUAACAUAAUGAGCCCAACAAGGACUGUUAUCUGUUCCAAACUUUACAUUACUCAAAUAUUAUACUAUUAUUACAUUUAUUAUACUGCAAGUUCCCGUAAUUUAAUUCACCACUCCAUAAACUUCAGGAGGGAAUUAAUGGGUACAAGCUGUUGGUGCAAAGUUGUUACAGCUAGACAUGUAGUAAGUGGUUGAUAGCAUACAAAGGCAGCAAUUUUAUUAACCAGUCAAUGCUUAUAAUUUUAUUGUCUGCCCCAAACAAUCCCAGAAAUUUGUCAUGUCAUUUGAAUUUUUACCAAACACUUGGAAAAUUUUCAACAGAAAAGUCAUUUUCUCAAGCUUGUACCUAUUCUCUCAAUAGUUUCUGGGUGGCAACUGUUGUAUGCCACGAUAAUUAAUUACAUGCAUCUAAUCACAACAUUCCAUUAUUUGAACAUCACAGGAGAUAAGGAAAAGGAGCUUUGGCCGCACUCAGACUAUCGAAGCAAGUUCCUGGGAGAACAGCUAGGUAAAAGAGAUAUUUUACCUCCUGUUGACAAACACACUGGGCCACCUACUAUCACUGGUGAUUCAAGAACACAUCAUCUGGGACAGUUUACAACAACAACCAAGUCUGAGUUUGUCGGAAGAUAUCUGAAAAGACAACACCUUAUGGAUCCAUCAUUGAGGGUGUGUAUCACUGUUGUUUAAAAAAAUCCUUUCAACUGAGAAAACUUACCCCCUUUCAUCCAUGGCUGAGUGAAUUUUGUAGGCUGAAUGCUGCAGUUUACAUUAUACUCUACAUAUUUGGUGUGGAUAAAAUCUGUUACAUUGGCAAAUUUCAUAAUAUUUAUUAUCAAGAUUUGCACUUUUUUCCUUUGUUGAUCUCAGGCAAUUACUAUAAUAAUAAAUUAUUAUUAUCUAUGACAGGAGUUGCUUUUUUGUAGAAGUAAUGGUAAAAUAAAUUAAUGCUACAAGGCAUAUUUUUGUGCAUUAAAAUUAUCUAAAAUUUUGUUUUACAGGAUAGAGGUUCAAGCAUUCCCCAAGGAGAUCAGGAAAAAUGCAACUAUUCCACAUCAACACAACAGGAUUCAUUCCGCAAACCUGGCUUUAAAGAUUUUACAGCUUUUGACCGAGAAGAAGCUGUCAACAGACUACGGCGAACCACCUUUCAACUUGGUGACAGACGGGUUCCUGGAUACCUUCAGACCACUGCAGCUGAGUCUUAUCCAUCACGCUUAAUGACAGGUAUUAACAAACACAAAAAGGGUUUUGUUAGCUGUGUUGUUUCAGUAACCUGUCCAAUUUUGUAAUCCAAAGACUGGUUGUUUCAGCGCUUAUCCUCCUCCAAUCAGAGUGAAUUGCUUACCAUUUAUGAACUCUUUGUAGAUGAUAACAAUUCUCCACUUUUGUUUGAUUUAGAUAAGAAUAUAAGUGCCAACCUAGAUAUGGGAAAAAGCAGCUUUCCAGAGGGAGACAUGGAUCCUGGAAGAGCCCUUGAGAGAAUUAGCAGAACUACAAAUGACAUUUUCUUUGGAAAUGUAAGACAAUUAAAUAUGAAUCUAACUAUUUUUUGAGAAAUAUAGUCACAAAAUACCACAAUAAAAUUAUUAAGCAGAAAGAAGGCUAAAACAUAAGUUGUUUUCGUGCAAGGAACUGAAGAAUGACACAGAUCAAGAGAAACUGAACAAUACCACUACAUGACAGUUGCACUCUAGCAGUUUCUUAUACCUUUUUUGGAAUAUUAGGAAUAUGAUUUUAAAAAAAAACUAGUCAAAGAACAAGAGGUAAGAGGAUCAAGGAAAAACUGAGAAAAGAAAAAAAAAGUCCCCCUUUAUCCAAAUAUACUGAUAUGCUACAAUGUAAUUUACUGAAUCCCAAACAGCCUCCAAGAGGAUUUAGAACCAAAAUAGUUGAUGGCUCCCACCUGAGAACUGAAUCCCAUGUGGACCUAGGAGCGGCCAGAGGUGCAAGGUUUUACGAUACAUCAAUGAAGUCUGACUUCACAGCAGUAUCAGUUCCUUACAAUAAAGCUCCUGGUAUGACUACAGACAGCAGUAUUCCACUGGACUAUUACCGUAAGUACAAGAAUAUUGAAAAGGCAACAAAUUCUAUUAAAUUGCAAAUCAAGGGCAGAAUAAAAUUUGUCAUCAUUCAUUUCUUCAAAUAUAUUAUAAUACCGGUAUGUUUGUUCUCAAGCCAAAUCCAGCGCUGUUGAAUACGUGAGCUGGGAAUUGGAAAUUAACAGUUUUAACUGUGGAUUAAUUCCUCUUAUUUCAUUAGGUGGACAGCCUGUCAACAUGCCAACAAGCUGGAGUGAUUUUCCUUCACAUGCCGGUGUUCCAAAGCUUAUUCCACACCCCUUAGCAGUAGAAAAUGUAAGUAUAUGGUCCAGUUCUUGAAAUCCAAAUAGACAACAACUUGUAACGUACACUACAUUCACAUGGCAACGGACAAAUUUUUGACCAGCUGAAAAAUUUAACUGGGCUUUUCGUUCACACGGGACCUUUCACUAUUAAUUUUCUCUCUGUUCCCAUGGAACUUUGAAAGGCUGCGCAUCUAAAUUUUUCUACGGUUAAAGUUGUUCACAUGAAAAGAACACCUAAACACACUAAUUAUCAAGCAGUCGAAAAUUUGUCCAGUGUUGUGUGAACAUAUCCUUAAUUCUGUUUGUUUGUUUGUUUGUUUUAUUAAAUAAUAAUAAUUUACGCAUUUCUAACACAAUGUUGUUGUUGUCUUUUUUAGCUCAAAAAGUCACAUAUAAAACCGCCAAUCCCUGAUGAAAGAGAGUUUAGCACGACACACCAAAGAACGUACACACCAAAGAAAACCUCAAGAAGAAGUAUUGAUGCUGGAAGCUUGCAGCGUAGCUCAGUUCCUUUGGGAACUUUGACAACAUAUGUUUAA
Molecule: messenger RNA, 4505 nt
Organism: Porites lobata
Lineage: Eukaryota; Metazoa; Cnidaria; Anthozoa; Scleractinia; Poritidae
Source: the annotation of a GenBank genome assembly